AUUUCUUUAUCGGUCGACUGUCGGUUAAAUGAUCACACAAAUCCUCUUCAGAAACUGUGCGGUGUCCCUCAGAGGAGUGAACCCUCUCAAGUCUCGUGGAGUAUGUCCACGUCAUCAGUAUGCACCGGAGCUGCGCUCACUUCCUUCCUUCCAGAAGGAGCGUGGUAAAGAUGGCGGAGAAGAGUUCUGUGCCGAGUGAUCUCUACAAGUGCGUUUAUUCAUUUCUGCGAGAGAACAAGUUCGUCAAGGCGGCAGAGCAGUUCAUGAAGCAGACUCAAGUGACCCCACAAGACGAAAAUGAAGAAAACCUCCUGAACAUCUACAACUUCUGGGUGAAGUCUCCUGAAUCAAAGAAACGAAAAGUGCCUCCUACCAAGGCUGAAGCUACUAAUGCUCCAUCGGCCAAGAAAGCAAAGCCGAGUACAGAGACCUCCAGCAGCGAAGAGUCGAGCAGCGAGGAUGAAGAAGCGGCUGCAAAACCAGCUAAGGCAGCUGCUGCAAAACCAGUCACUGCAGUUGCUAAGGUGAUCCCUGCUAAAGCAGCAGCAGCUAAUAAAGCUGCAUCCAGCAGCAGUGAAGACUCCAGUGACUCUGAGGAGGAGAAGGCUCCUGUAAAGGCUGCUGUGAAGCAGGUUGCUGCUGCUCCUGUAAAGAAGGUUGCUGCUGCCACUGCUGCAGGUAGCACAAGGAAGAAAGACAGCAGCUCAAGCAGUGAAGAGUCCGACUCUGAGGAAGAGCAGCCGGCUAAAGCCCCUGCACCAAAACCCAAGCCGGGUGCAGCCACAACAUCCAAACCUGCUGCUCCUGCUAAAGUUGCAGGUCAGAAAAAACCGGAGAGCAGCAGUGAAGAAAGUUCCUCAGAUUCUGAAGAUGAGAAACCGGCUAAGGCUCCCGUCAAACCCGCCCCAGUAAAAGCUGCUGCUGCUGCAGCGGACUCGAGCAGUGAAGACUCUUCAUCUGAAGACGAGGCUCCUCCCAGUAAAAAGCCCAAAGCAGGAGCGUACAGUGCUGUACCACCUCCUGCAUCAGUCCAGAAAGCCCCAGCCACACCGGCAGCCGCCAAGGACUCCUCAGACAGCAGUGAUGACAGCAGUGACGAGGAAGAAGAGAAGAAAGUGGCUGCAAAACCUGCCACUGUAAAGAGCCCUGCUGCCAAACCUGCUGCAAAGAAGCAGGAAUCCAGCUCUGAGAGCUCAGAUUCAAGCUCAGAUGAAGAGGCAAAGAAGGCCCCAGCCAAAGCGGCCCCAGCCAAAGCGGCCCCAGUCAAAGCGGCCCCAGCCAAGGCUGUAACUGCUAAGAAGCAAGAUUCAGACUCUGACUCAUCAAGUUCAGAGGAUGAAGAGGAGGCAAAGAAACCUGCAGCAAAAGUGACCCCCGCUAAGGUGGCUGCAGCUAAAGCUACACCGGCUAAGUCUACACCUGCUAAGUCUACACCUGCUAAAGACUCCUCCUCAGAAGAGUCCAGUUCAGAAGAGGAGGAGAUGGCAGCGAAGAAGCCAACAGCUACACCGGCUAAGGCUACACCGGCUAAGGCUACACCGGCUAAGGCUACACCGGCUAAAGACUCCUCCUCAGAAGAGUCCAGUUCAGAGGAGGAGGAGACGGCAGCAAAGAAACCCACAGCUACACCGGCCAAGGCUACACCGGCCAAGGCUACACCGGCCAAGGCUACACCGGCCAAGGCUACACCUGCUAAAGAAUCCUCCUCAGAAGAGUCAAGUUCAGAGGAGGAGGAGACGGCAGCAAAGAAGCCCACAGCUACCCCGGCUAAAGCUACACCAGCUAAAGCUACAUCGGCCAAGGCUACACCAGCCAAGGUUACACCGGCUAAGGCUACACCUGCUAAAGAAUCCUCCUCAGAAGAGUCCAGUUCAGAGGAUGAGGAGACGGCAGCGAAGAAGCCCACAGCUACCCCGGCCAAGGCUACCCCGGCCAAGGCUACCCCGGCCAAGGCUACCCCGGCCAAGGCUACCCCGGCCAAGGCUACCCCGGCCAAGGCUACCCCGGCCAAGGCUACCCCGGCCAAGGCUACCCCGGCCAAGGCUACACCGGCUAAGGCUACACCUGCUAAAGAAUCCUCCUCAGAAGAGUCAAGUUCAGAGGAGGAGGAGACGGCAGCAAAGAAGCCCACAGCUACACCGGCCAAAGCUACACCGGCCAAGGCUACACCUGCUAAGGCUACACCUGCUAAAGAAUCCUCCUCAGAAGAGUCCAGUUCAGAGGAUGAGGAGACGGCAGCGAAGAAGCCCACAGCUACACCGGCCAAGGCUACACCGGCCAAGGCUACACCGGCCAAGGCUACACCGGCCAAGGCUACACCGGCCAAGGCUACACCGGCCAAGGCUACACCGGCCAAGGCUACACCGGCCAAGGCUACACCGGCCAAGGCUACACCGGCCAAGGCUACACCUGCUAAAGAAUCCUCCUCAGAAGAGUCAAGUUCAGAGGAGGAGGAGACGGCAGCAAAGAAGCCCACAGCUACACCGGCCAAGGCUACACCGGCCAAGGCUACACCGGCCAAGGCUACACCGGCUAAAAAAGACGAGUCCUCAAGCUCAGAUGAAAGCUCUGAAGAUGAGGCUCCUUCAAAACCUGCUGCGAAAACUGCAGCCCCACCAAAACCUGCUGCUGCUUCCAAACCCCCAGCCAAGAAAGCUGAGAGCAGCUCUGAUUCAGAUGACUCAUCAGAGGAUGAGGAAGAAGCAGUUAAAGCCAAGCCUACAAAUACUAAACCAGCUACCCCAGCAGCAAAGCCUGCCGCUCCAGCUGCAAAGUCUGCUGCUGCAAAGAGCAGCUCAGACUCUGACUCUUCUUCUGAAGAUGAAGAACCAGUUAAGUCGAAACCUGCAGCAACUAAACCAGCUACCCCAGCCGCAAAGCCUGCCACACCUGCUGCAAAGCCUGCUGCUGCUGCAGAGAGCAGUUCUGACUCUUCUGAGGACGAGGAAGAACCAGCAAAAACCAAGCCAGUAGCAGUAACUAAACCUGCUACCCCAACGGCAAAGCCUGCCACUCCUGCAGCAAAGCCUGCAGCAGAGAGUAGCUCAGACUCUGACAGCUCAGACUCUGAGAAUGAGGUCUCAAAACCUGCAGCCAAGAAGCCAGCUCCAACUAAAACAGUGGCUAAGAAACCUGCCGCUGCAGCAAAGGCCACCGCAGACUCCAGUGAUGAUAGCUCCAGUGAUGAGGAGGAACCCAAGAAGGCGGCACCACCGACGCCCAAACCUGCAGCCACAAAGGCAGCAGCUGCUCCACCAAAGAAGACUGAGGAGAGCAGCUCAGACAGCUCUGACUCUGAGGCAGAGACCAAGUCCACCCCUGCUAAACCUGCAGUCACAAACGGUAAGGUGGCAACACCCAAGACCCCAGCCAAGUCUCCAGCAAAGACCCCAGCAAAGCCAGAAGAGUCUUCAUCCAGUGACAGCAGCUCCGAGGAGGAGGAAGAGGUCAGUAAAGUAAAGAAACCUGCGACGCCCGCCGCAACGCCAAAGACAACUCCAGCAGCUAAAGCUAAAGAGAGCAGCUCCUCAGACAGUUCAUCAGAUGAGGAGGAAGCACCACAGAAAGCUGCCACAGCACCCACCACCCCUAUAACAAAUGGUACCAAUGGAAAGAGAAAUAGAGAUGAAUCAGAAAGUGAAGACGAAGAGACGGCGGUCACAACACCAAAAAACAAGAAGGCAUCAACCACACCUCAGACUUUCCCUAAAGCCAACAAGAAGUCCUCCAACGUACCUUUCCGUAGAAUAAUGGAGGAACGAGUUGAAGUGGAUCCCCGUCUUGCAGAUAACUCCUUUGAUGCAAAGGCUGGAUCCAGAGGUGACUGGGGAGAGAAAGCGAACGAUGUGCUCAGGUUCACUAAAGGCAAGUCAUUCCGUCAUGAAAAGACCAAGAAGAAGAGGGGAAGCUACCGCGGUGGAGCCAUCUCCCAGACUGUCAACUCCAUUAAGUUCGACAGUGAUUGAGCACCUUCUCUUCCUGUUUCCUAAUGCGAUCAAGACUUUGGACUGCCUGCUCCCUUCCCCUGUAUCAAGUCCCUCUGUCCUCAGCAGAUCAGCGAUGGAGGAAUGUGAAUCUGUAGAGCCGAGCUGGCACUUCAAUUCAGUUUGCUGCUCUAAGAUUGUAAUUGAGACAGUUAGUUUGGUCUGAGGCAGCAGGAGACGGAUGGACCCAGCUGUGCUGCAGACUGUACUGGUUGACAUCUACGUGACAUUACACUUAUAGCCACUAGGUGGCUGCAGGCCGCCUGGUAAUGGUAAAAAGCCAAUAUGGGUUUUUGGCCCUUAUUUUGUUUUGAUUUUGUUAACCUGUAUUAUUCUCAAAUAACAAUUGUCCUGUCACAUUGUUCGGUAACAUUACUUUGUUCCUUUCUGUGUCAGAAUUACAGCCUGCCAUCCCACCAGGAUCUUCAUUAUGUGAUAUUGAUUUUUAAUGGAUCAAAUGGUUGUUUUUCAUGAGGCCACAUUUAAAUGGUGCGAGGGUGUGUUCUUGGGUUUUCUCAACAUUACAUGACAACAUUUAGAGAGUAAAAUUGAGUUUUAUACUGUAUUUAUUAAGUUUUAUUCCAAUUUGACCUUUAGGACCUCAGAAGUUUCUGUCAUGCUGUUUUCAAGCCAUUUUGCUUUGAGGAGGUUUCUUGUGAUGUUAGAAUGCCCCUAUCUACCCCUCAUUCUGUUAAUCAGUGGUACGGGAUUAAUGGAUUAUUACAAACUUGACAGAGCCAUAAUUGUUUCAAUGAUUUUCAUUUACUCUAUAUACUUGUUUUUUAUUACCUGUUGUAGCUGUGAUUAAAGACCUAACAGAUUCAA
Molecule: messenger RNA, 4808 nt
Organism: Platichthys flesus (European flounder)
Lineage: Eukaryota; Metazoa; Chordata; Actinopteri; Pleuronectiformes; Pleuronectidae
Gene: nolc1
Product: nucleolar and coiled-body phosphoprotein 1
Exons: 14
Coding region: 120-3965 (1281 amino acids)
Cellular component (GO): nucleolus; nucleoplasm
Molecular function (GO): protein binding
Source: RefSeq, a predicted model, not a curated record